Raphanus sativus (radish) is the source of this 771-nucleotide messenger RNA. RefSeq lists its product as uncharacterized. The transcript is spliced from 5 exons. The record is from RefSeq and is a predicted model, not a curated record. NCBI's taxonomy places the organism in Eukaryota, Viridiplantae, Streptophyta, Magnoliopsida, Brassicales, Brassicaceae. Bases 9 to 737 code for a protein of 242 amino acids.
GUUGCACCAUGGAUGUCAACUACCCAAAGUUCUAUUCGCUCAAGCCUAGGUACAUAUCUGGUCCUGAAGUCACUGAUGCCAUUGGAAAAGAGGAUUCUGACAUACCGGCUUCAGCUCAUCCAACUCACGUUCCGGCAUUGUGUUCCGAACGAUUGAGUUGGAUGAAAGCCAAUGAUGUGAAUCAUUCAGAGCCGUAUCAGUUGAUACGUAAUAGAAAGUUCGAGUAUCUCUCAUUUCUUCUGGAUACGAAACUGUCAAAACUAGACAAGUACCAGAAGGAUUUUGAUGAUGGGACCAACCGUGUAGCUUACUAUGCUCUUCCUUUCUUCUCGUGCUCAUCGCUGAACCAGCUAAUUAGCCUGAUGCGCCGGAUGAUCACCGUUGCUAGAUGGGCGGAAAUAGCGAGAUGCACUAGCCCUCAGGUGCUUGGUUGGGUUGUGACAGUUUCUAAGAAUCUGAUGCCGAGGUUUGAUGCGUUAUUCAUCCGCCUUCCAUCGCAAGAGGAUGAACCGGAACACUGGUGUCGAGUCUCUUCCGAACUAUACCUUGCAGCUCAGCAAGUGUUGGGAUUACUCCAACAAAUGAAGGAAGCAAGAGUGAAGCUUGCACGCAUUCAUGUAAGUCUUGGGAUUGUGCCUAGUGAUGAGGACAAGUUCAUGAUGAGGGAACUCAAAGCUGAGAUUGAACUCUGGAGGCCUAUUGAAAGGGAGGCACUAAAGUGGAUUGGGGAGUGUUAGAAGCUUUAAAACAUAACAAGGAGAAUUAGAUUAU